UGUAAAGCCCUAAACCCAGCAGCUAACAGCUGAGUCCCUUCUUCCCCUGUUUACCGGGCUUCCAGCAGGUCAGAAUAGCACCUCCUCCGCAUCCUCCGAUCGUCGCCACCUCCGACCACCUGCUCCGGAAGAGCCACACCUGUGGUUCCUUGAAUCCUAUCCGAGACCUUCGUUCUAUUUUCUCUCAUAAUCUCCAAUUUCCAGAAUCGUAAAUUUGAAAGAAUUAAUGGCUGGCUUCAUUAGAACGCUUCAAAGAGCGCAUAUUUGGAAAUGGAACUGUCCUUCAUCUUCUUCUUCGUCGCUUGUUAAAACAACUCUGACGAAUUGUCGCUCUGUUACGUUGGAUUAUAGAAGAAGAAAUUAUGCAGCCGAGGCAAUUACCAAAUCUCCCAAAUCGCUCUUUGAAUCCAACAUCUUGCGAAUACUUGGAAACGAAAUCGAGUAUCUGGUCGAGUAUACUCCUCCACAACAGCCUACGAGAUUCAAUUCUUUUGCGGUUGAAGAGCGGUCGGGUGAGCAGGUGGUAGUGAUGAGGGGUAGGUUUGAUGAUCGGGAAGAUAUCAAAGUUGAAGCUACCAUGUUUGAUGGGUGUGAACAUGUUCCUGUGGAGGACAGUUCUGCAACGAAUGUGCGUCUUCACCUUAGUUUACUUGUGGAUAUAUCAAAGGGGGACAGUGGCAAUGAGUUAGAGUUUAUCUGUUCAGCAUGGCCAGAUUGUUUAAAUGUGGAGAGAGUUUACAUAUUAAGGCAUAAACAGAUGUCAGCUAGGCCUUACCUGGGACCUGAUUUUAGGAGCCUAAAUCCUAAGGUUCAGGAAAAGUUUUGCGAGUACUUAGAUGCAAGAGGAAUAAAUCAUCAGCUCUCUACAUUCUUGCAUUAUUAUAUGUUGAACAAGGAUAAAAUUGAACUUUUGCGAUGGAUGGAUAGACUCAAGUCUUUUGUGGAAAAGUAGACCGCUUGGCAGCUAAAAGUUGAUAUAAACAGUGACUUUUGCUGUUGUAUGAAUUAGUUUUUGAGUUGAAGUUCUUUGAUAUUCUUUUGUUUGUAGUACUUGGCAUCAAUUUCUUUCUUUGAUGUGAAUACACCCUUGGGUUGUUAAACUAUAAUAUUUUGCAUUUGUGAUUGCAAUCCCAGUAGUUUAAAACUUUGAUGAUUAUAUAGUUUACAAAG
Molecule: messenger RNA, 1170 nt
Organism: Arachis stenosperma
Lineage: Eukaryota; Viridiplantae; Streptophyta; Magnoliopsida; Fabales; Fabaceae
Exons: 3
Coding region: 227-952 (241 amino acids)
Cellular component (GO): mitochondrial matrix
Source: RefSeq, a predicted model, not a curated record